Molecule: messenger RNA, 730 nt
Organism: Ascoidea rubescens DSM 1968
Lineage: Eukaryota; Fungi; Ascomycota; Saccharomycetes; Ascoideales; Ascoideaceae
Product: SCP2 sterol-binding domain-containing protein
Exons: 1
Coding region: 126-533 (135 amino acids)
Cellular component (GO): cytosol
Source: RefSeq, a predicted model, not a curated record
AUGUGUCAAAAUUAUAAGAUUGCUAUUCUCCAGCGUACAUUUAUACCCAUUUUGUCCUAGUUGUAUGGUUUAUUUCAGUUGUUUGAUAUAUUUUGUUUCACAUCAUAUCUUUUCUGCAGCACAAAAUGAGUGUAACGGUUGAUGGGUUCAAGUCAUCUCCCAUUCUUGAGGAAAUCAACACCACGAUAGAUAACAACUCAAAGCUACGUAAGAGUAUUAUCAAGCAGUCAAAUUCGAAGUUUGGAUUCAAUAUCAAGAACAACAAAGGCCAGUCCAGGUUUUGGGUGUUGGACUUGAAAGAAAACGGAAAUAUCAGAUUGGUAGAGAAUUAUAAUGCCGAUGAUAGCAUCGAGAAGGUUGACUCAACCAUUUCCAUUUCCGAUGCCAACUUCAAGAAGUUGUUGUUGAGCAAAACCAGUUCUCAAAAGUUGUUUAUGACAGGAAAGCUAAAAAUCAGCGGCAAUAUGGUCAAGGCAGCUGGUGUUGAGAAGAUAUUGCACGGUCUCUAUCCAAGCCCCAAGGCAAAGUUGUGAGUGUGUGUUUUGGCAGGUUUGGUUAUCUGCUAUCUGUUUUUCUUAUCAUUUAUCAUAUAUCAUAUAGUGAUUAUAUACUGUGUAUCGACGAUCCAUCCACAGAGAUAUCGCAACAUCUAUCGCAGAGACCGACGGCGAUAGCCCAAGAAACGCGUCUUCAUUUCGGCAGCCCUUUCCGUGGCGAUUGCAACUCUAAA